Alligator mississippiensis (American alligator) is the source of this 4913-nucleotide messenger RNA. Its product is annotated as sialoadhesin. The transcript has 8 exons. NCBI's taxonomy places the organism in Eukaryota, Metazoa, Chordata, Crocodylia, Alligatoridae. The record is from RefSeq and is a predicted model, not a curated record. Bases 3567 to 4727 code for a protein of 386 amino acids.
AUGCCCUGAUCCCAAGCACAAAGGCGGGGUGAGAGGUGGUUCCCUCCUAUUUCUAUAAAGUUAGACUUCAGACAGCCUUUUAACUAUUUACAGUAUUUGUUAACAUAUUAAACACAUACAGGGCUACAGGGCACAUAAAUCAAUGUCAAACCCUAAUUGGACAUUGAGGGGAAAGUCACUUCCAUCCACAACCCCCACGGAAAACAAUAUAUCCACAAAAAACCAGAAAUGACUUUGUUCAAAUAACACUAUUUACCCAUCACAACCAAACAAUUUCAUUAGUAUCAACACAAUGCAACAUCACAAUACAACACUUCUUUUACAAAAUACAAGACACCAACAUAAAUAUUCUUAAUAACACCUAUUCCUUAAUAUAGGCCCUGACCCAUGGGAAGAGAGAAGUCCUUCCCUCAGUGGGGUCCCGUGGCUGGGGGGAUGCAGGAAUCACCAUGGGCCCUCCCUUUAGGGCCUUGCCUGGGCAGGGACUGUUCACCCAGCCCCUUCUCCAGGUUUGCCUACCCCAAACAUCCUUCCCCAGUGAGACCCAAUGGCCCAAUGACUCACGAUCCCUCAGGUGAUGGUGCUCAGGGUGCAGGUCAAUGGGUCUCCUCUGUGCCACCACUGGAGCACCUCUCCAGGUGUCCCUGUGCAGCCAGGCUCCUCCCACCCUGUGCCCCACUCUGGGCACUAAGGACUUGCCUCCUCUGGGCUGCUGCACCACCACCGCUGCUGGCUCCUGGGUGCUGGGCCUCAUGCUGCAACACUGCUAUUUCCUCAUGCCCUGGCUUUGGCACCGAGGGCUCUUCUAGCACAGGCCGGCUCUUCUGGCUCCGGCAGUCCGGCCCCCUACCAGAUGGCUAACCUGAGCAGCCACCGCUGCUCCCUGGGUCUGCUCCCUUGCACGCCACUCACACACUUCCCUACCCGGCCGCCUUGCCAGGGUUACAGGCCUGAGCCACCCUGACACGGCUCCAAGGCCCAUGUGCCACCCUCUGCACUGUGGGACCCACCGGCCCUCCAGGAUUGCAGGCUCAAGCCUGCCUGGCCACAUUCCUAGUUCCUGGAUGCUGUGUGUCAGACUAUGCACCGUGACAAGCCUGAGGGUCUCACACCCUCCCAGGGAUCUUCAGGAGCUCAGGACCAUUCCCUGCUGGGGGACUCUGUGUCCCCAGUUUCUCACUCAGACCUUCCCUCUGCAGCUCCCCCAUCACAUCGACCUUCAUGCCUGGCACACUGCUCUUUGUAGACUCUUCAGGGCUCCGCCCCUGAAGUCUUCCAGACCUGACAGCCUUGCAGUCUCCAAUCAGGUCCGUACAGCUCCUUCCCCCGCUUCCCCUUAGGAAAGGGGUGUGGCUUCUCUUUUUGCUGCCUCCUGAUUGGUGGAUGGGCUCCACCAAUCAAAACAGCAGAAACUUGAGCCUAGGACUCAAGUCAAGCUCCAACAGGUAAGGCUGCUACGCUAAUAACUGAAAAUGUGUAACAACUCUCUAGCUGGUUUCUCUCCAGCACUGAUUUGAACAUGGGGCAGGGCCAGAGGCCUGCAUGGGAUUGAUGGGCAGAGACCCGAGGAUGGUGCUGGAUUUGGGGGGCUCCAGGGAUGUCUGUCCCCAGGAAAGGUGAGGCCCAGACCCUGCAUCAGCUCCAGGGCUGCAGCACUGAUGUGUGCUCCUCUGACAGCAGGUUCCUCCCAUCCCCAGAGAGACCUUCAGAGCCAGGGAGGGACAUGAGAGAGAUCCCAGCCCCCACCACAGCCCAGGGUCAGCCCUGUGCCCAGCCUGGCCAGUGCCCCUCACUCCCAACCUUCAACCUCCUGCCCCGACAUCAUGAGGUUGCCCUUCACUCCCAAACCCAUGUCUUCAUUCAGCACCAGACCCCACUGCCACCCCAGAGCUCGAGAGAAUCAGACUUGGAUUUCCAGCUCCCACUGCCUGGUCCCUACAUGUCUUGUGGUAGGUGACAAUGAAGAUAUCAUUAUCCCGCAUGUAACCCUCAUUCGCUGAUGGGCCAUAGGAAAUAGGCCUUGGUGGGGAAGAGAGCAGCCAUGUAUGGAAAGGUGGACUUUGUGUCGCACCCUAGGACACACAGAUAGGGGUCCUGAAAUCAGGGCUGGGCCCAGGCAGCCCAGCCUAAGGGGCAUGCAGUUACACCAGAAGGAAAGUGCUUAUUCAGGCAGGGUUAGUCCUGGAAGCAGGAUUGCCCUGAGCCAGGAAAGCAGGGGCAAUUUCCUGUCACUCCCCGGCGACCCUCAGUCCCAUCACCAGCCCCGGAUGCCUGCUGCCAUGCGACCUAAGACUGCCAGGGGUCUUGCCUGGCUUCAAGCCCACAGUAGCCAGACCCAGCUUGCAUGCACCCUGCCGUGACUGCCCCCCUGGGGAUCCCCAACCUCUACCUCCCAAAUCUCUUCUCACUUCCCCCAGUCUGCUGGCAAUGGUCCUAUCAAUGCAGCCCAGAUGCUGUUUGCCUUCUUGGCAACAAGGGCACACUGCUGGCUCCUGUUCAGCUUCUUGUCCCCUGUCCCCCCAGGUCCUGUUCUGCAAAGCUACUGCCCAGCCCGUCAGCCCCAGCCCCAGUGCAUGGGAUUGCUUUCUCCUAAGUGCAGGACUUUGCACUUGUCUUUGUUCUUAGUUUCGUAGAUCUGCAGCCAUUAGAGGCUGAAAGGGACCUCACAAGAUCAUCGAGUCCAGCCCCCCCACCGUAGGCAGGGUGUCUGCUGGGGUCAAAUGACCCCCCAAAAUUAAGCUUUGAAAGGCCAUUUGAAUGAGUCCAGAGUAUGGACGCUCGGACCAUAAAGAAGUUUUUCCUUAUGUCCAGUUUAAAUUGGCCUUCCAGGAGUUUGUGGCAGUUAGGCCAAGUUAUCCCUUUGGGAGCCCUGGUGAGCAACUGUUCUUCCAGAUCCUGGCGCACCCCCUUAUACACUUAUAGGCUGCCACCAGGCUGAAGAGUCCCAUGGCUCUCAACCACUCCUCAUAAGGCUUGCUGUCUCUUGUUGAAGCUCAUGAGAUUUACUUUGGGCCAAUCCUUCUCUGAAUCCUAGCCCUACCCUCCAGCACAUCCACUGCUCCCCACAGCUUGGUGUCAUCUGCAGAAUUCCUGAGGGUGCGCUCCAUCCCAUCUUCCAGCUUUCCCGGGUCCUAACCCUGCUUUUGGCUUGGUUCUCAUUGUUGGCUGUGGAUCUCCCUGCUGAUCUGCUACCUGGCUCCAAACCCUGUUCCUCAACCUCACCCAGGGGAUUGCCCCUUGGAUUUGGCCCAACGGGAUCUCAGCUGCAGAAGGAGAUGGCCCUGGUCCUGUUGGCCAUGCUUUGCCUGCUGGGAGCUACCCCCACGGCGAAAACGUCACUGCCGUGAGGUGGACACUUGGGAGAGACACGGUCGUGUGUCACACAGACGAUGCUCGGAUUGACGCAGACUUCCAGGGCCGCACCCGCCACCUGGGAGACCUGCAGAGGUGCUCUCUGAGACUCAUGUGGCUGCAGCGCAGUGACCAGGGCUUGUACCACUUCUGGUUUGAUCCAGUGGCCGACGGCCAGACGCGGGAGUGGAGUAGCACGCAGGCGGUGCAGCUCUAUGUCUCUGCCAAUCCAUGCCAGCCCAUCCUGGAGACAGAAGUCAGGUGGAAAGUCCAUGUGGCCUGUUCUGUUCAACCUGACUGUCCCCACCCCCUCUCCUGGUAUGACCAAGCUGGCAAGCACCUUUUUGCAAGGGCAAACUUUGGAUGGAGCCAAGAAGACCAGGCAGCCACUAUCCCUGUCCUGGAUGGACCACAGCAUGGUUCUGAAAUGCUUGGUGAAGGGAUAUCGAGAUGAGUGUGCGUCUGAUCAGACCCAGCCCUCCAGGGCAGGUGAGGACACCUGGGUUCUAUCCCAGCCCCGGACAGAACUCAGUGUGGAGAUUUCAUGGCUGGCUAGGAGAAGACUUGUGCAGGAAGGUGACUCCUUCACACUGCGCUGCCAGACGGUUGGCCAAAGGCCUGUGCUCAGGUAUAUCUGGGCCCAUGGGAACGAGUGGCUGCAGGAAGCUGGGCAAGAAUUGCACAUCCCCCAUGCAGGUGUCACAGAUGGAGGGUGCUUCAGCUGCAGUGUCUGGGUCUCCGGCCCCAACUCGGGACUCCUGGUCUCCACAAGGAAAUCCAUCACCGUUCACUAUGUCCCAAAGGGAGUUCAUAUCAUGGCUACACUGAGGACUAACGUGAUGGAGCAGGAAACGGGGGCCUUAACAUGCAAUUAUAGCAGUAGUGUCCCCUCCAGUGUCACCUACACAUGGUACAAGGACCACGUUGUACUGAAUGAGACCCGGCAGAAGCUGGAGCUGGAGGAUAGGGGAGCAGAGGAUGCUGGGGAAUAUUGGUGCGAGGUGAAAAAUGAGGUUGGAGCCUCCCAGUCUUCUUCCUUCACCAUCCAGGCAGGCUGUGACAGGUGCUACCAGCUGAGCCCAGGCCUCAUAGCGGGUGUUGUGGGCAUUGACCUGCUAAUCAUCAUCCUCUUCAAUGUGGGGGCUCAGUGUCUGCUCAGGAGAGGCCAGCAGCAGUCACAGGCUGCAAAGGGAGACAUGAGGAGUUCUCACAUCCUGGAGAUGGAGUCAAACUAUGAGGCGAGCAUGGGGUCUGCCAGGCCUUGGGGUCUCUGUAGCCUCCUCUUGUAUAUUUGUGGGUGCAGUGCCACUCUCGACACUGCUGGAUGGACUCAGCAUGUCCUGAGCAUGUGCCCUAGACCUGGAUCUUGUAAAUAGCUUGGAGGAGAUUUCCUACCCAUGGGGACUUUUGCUUAUUGGGGGAGAUACCCUGCUGGCUCUAGCCCCACUGGAUAGGGCUCUCACUAUCUGUGUUUGGGCCAACAGGAACUUCAGGGCCAGACCCAGGAUAUCUACAGCACGUUGGAGGCACCCACAGCUGGCAUUGUGUGAGCUCCACAGAUG